AUACCCGCACCUCGCCGACAGAGACGAGGUGGGGGGGAGAGGAGCGAGCGAGAGGGGUCAAAGGUCGCGCCUUCUCUGCCGGAGCCCAUGAUCCCCAUAUGCCCGCUUGUGUCUGUCACUUACGUGUCUGGCCGGCUCGGGGAAGAGGCGAAAAUGGCGGCCAGCAAUUACUUCGGCUUCACGCACGGCGCUCCGCAGUACAGCCAGCAGCCGACGGCCGUGGCCUAUUCCCACCCGUCCACGGCCGUUAGCUACACCAUGCCGCAGGCGCCCACCGUCUACGCCCCGGCCGCUGCCGCCGCCGCUGCCGCCGCCCCGGCUGCCGCGGCGGCGGCAGCGGCCGCGGCCGCCGCUCGCGCCGCCCCCACCGUGGCAGCGUCGCCGGCAUACGGCGCCUACGCCGCCGCCGCCGCUGCCGCUGCCGCAGCAAGCCACGGCGCCGACUACGGGUACGCACAGCGCCAGCAGGAAGCUCCGCCGCCCCCGCCGCCGCCCACCACCACGCAGAACUACCAGCUAAUUCCGCAGGCCAUGGCUGCCGUCAUCGGCCAUAGGAGGAACCACAUGCAUGAUGUCACACACCUCCCUUUGCCUUGGGAGAUGCAAGGACCCGGGCAGGGAAACCAGGAGACCUACACCUAUGUGCGCUCGUCGGCUGGGGUCGUCGGAUAUGACAAGCAAUACUACCCACAGCCGGCCGUGUCUCAGCCGCAGCACACCGGCGCCGAGACGUACUAUCAGAGCGUGAUCCCGCCGAUCACGUCGAGCCUGUCCGUGUCGGCGGCGCAGAAGGUCGGCUUCAGCCAGGCGGCGCCGCAGUUCACGCAGACGCAGCAGCCGCGCCAGGUGACGGCCAUCAAGCAGGCGACGCCGAGCACGGCGACGAGCACCUACACCGUGUACCCCGUGAGCUCCGCCGUGCAGCCCGUGGUGGCGGCGGCGCCCGCCGUGGUGCCCUCCUACACGCAGAGCACCAGCUACAGCACCACGCCCGUCACCUACACGGGCGGCGCGUACUCGGGCUACGAGGCCGCGGUGUACUCGGCCGCCACCUCCUACUACCAGCAGCAGCAGCAGCAACAACAGCAGCAGCAGCAGCAGAAGCAGCACGUGUCCCCCUGGGGGGCCAGCGCCUUCAACAAGAGGCCGGCGUUCCAGGGCAAGCCGUCGCGGCCCAAGCUCUCGCCCAAGCAGCCGCAGCUGCACUACUGUGACGUCUGCAAGAUCAGCUGUGCCGGGCCGCAGACGUACCGCGAGCACCUGGAAGGGCAGAAGCACAAGAAGAAGGAGGCGGCCGCCAAGGCGGGCACGGCGACCACCACGACGGCGGGCCGCGCCACCCAGCAUCAGCUGCGCUGCGAGCUGUGCGACGUCACGUGCACCGGAGCCGACGCCUACGCAGCGCACAUCCGCGGUGCCAAGCACCAGAAGGUCGUGAAGCUACACACUAAGCUCGGCAUACCCAUCCCGGAGCCCGCUCAGGACAGCCAGCCCGCCGCCACCGCCACCGCCACGGCGGGGGCCAAGGCGGUUUCCGCCACGGCCAGCGGUGUCGCGGCCGCGACGGCGGCGGCGGCUAAGGGAACGCCGGCGUCCACGCCGGCCGCUGCCACCGCCGCUGUCGGCGCCGCCGCUGCCGCCGCUGCGUCUGUCGCGUCGCCAGCAGCUAAAGUGUUGCCCAAGAAAGUGGCGACCCCCAAGAUCACGUUUGUCGGUGGCAGCAAGCUGCAGACGACCGGCGGCAAGAUGGAGGAGGUGAAGGUGGCGGAGUUGAAGGCGGCGGAGCAGCCCAUCGUGUGCCAGGGCGAGGAGGCCGUUGAGUCGUCGCCCGUGCAGGACGUGCUGCCCGUCGGAUACGACUACGUGGAGGAGGUCUGCAACGACGACGGGCGAGUAAUCCGAUUCUACUGCAAGCUGUGCGAGUGCAGCUUCAAUGACCCCAACGCCAAGGAGAUGCACCUCAAGGGGCGCCGCCACCGCCUGCAGUACAAGAAAAAAGUGAACCCGGAGCUGCAGGUGGAGGUGAAGCCGAGUAUCCGCGCCCGCAAGUUCCAGGAGGAGCGCGUGCGCCUCUCCAUGCAGAAGGAGGAGUACUGGCGGCGGCGCGAGGAGGACGAACGCUGGCGCCAGGAGAUGAGGCGCUACGAGGAGGAGUUGUACUGGCGCCGCGUGGAGGAGGAGGGACCGUACUGGGAGGAGCGCUGGCGUUUUGACGGCUUCCCGCCAGGACCCAUGCACCGCCCGGGUCCCCCCAUGGCCCCCCCGGCUCCCAUGGCGAUGCGCCGCCCGGACUCGCUGGAGGACCGGCAGGUGAUGGGGAAGCACACGCUCAUCUACCCGACGGAGGCCGAACUGUCCGCCGUGCAGAACAUCGUCUCCCACGUGGAGCGCGCCCUCAAGCUCGUCUCCGUCCUCUACAGCCUCCCGGCCGCCACCGCCGCCACCGCCACGGCCGCUUCCACCGCGCAGGAGGGCGCCGCGCCGCCGCCGGCCGACAAGUCGGACCCUCCGCCGCAGCGGCUGCUGAAGGGGGUGAUGCGCGUCGGGCUGCUGGCCAAGGGGCUGCUCCUGCGCGGAGACCUCAGCGUGGAGCUGGUGCUGCUGUCCGUGCAGAAGCCGACCAAGUCGCUGCUGCUGCGCGUCGCCGACGCGCUGCCUGCGCAGCUCGCCUUGGUGACGGAUAAGAAAUAUGAGGUGACAAAGAAGGUGGACGAGGCGGCGGUGUUGAUCAGGGCGGUGGGCGAGCCCAAGACCGAGGUGAUCGUCCACCUAACGUCCCCGGACAUGCGGGAGCUGCUCUCGGACACGCGGGACAAGGACGCAGAUGUAACCACCGGUACGGCGAAAGACCCCCCGGACGUCUUGGACAGGCAAAAGUGCCUUGACGCUCUGGCAGCCCUUCGCCACGCUAAGUGGUUCCAGGCUAGGGCCACGGGCCUGCAGUCGUGCGUCGUCGUCAUGCGCGUCCUGCGCGACCUCUGCCGCCGCGUGCCCACGUGGGGGAGCCUGCCCAGCUGGGCCAUGGAGCUUCUGAUUGAGAAGGCCAUCAGCAGCAGUGCGGGGCCGCUGAGCCCCGGAGAGGCCCUGCGCAGGGUCCUGGAGUGUCUCGCCUCUGGGAUUCUGUUCCCCAACGGCCCGGGCCUGUACGACCCGUGUGAGAAGGCCCCCACGGACGCGCUGGCAUCCAUGAGCAUGCAGCAGAGGGAGGAUGUUACCGCCAGCGCUCAGCACGCCCUGCGCCUCAUGACGUUCCGCCAGGUGUACAAGCUGCUGGGCAUGGACACGCCGCCGCUCAGGACGCAGGCGCGGAGCCACAACCGCAAGCGGCGCUGCGACGGAGGAGAGGAGGGUGACGGCGACGGCAAGAAGGACAAGAAGGAGGCCUAGGCCAAGGGUGGCGGGGGGGGGGGCGGUGGUCACCCUGCUGCCCACCCGGCACACCCGGCAACACGCUGCCCGCCCACACCGCCCUGCCCGCACCACCCGGUCCCUGCCCUCGUCCUCUCGCUCCUCGCGUCUCUCGCUCGGUUCGACCCCCGUCCUUCCCGGCUGCCGUUAAAGGCGUCGGCAAAUGUCGCUCGCGCAGCUUGCUCGGCUCGCUCACUGUGCGCCGGGGUGGACGACCGCGGGGUGAAGAGGAGGAGUGAACGGAAGGAAGUCCGUUAAGAGUGAUGAUAUUUUUAUUUAAGGCCGCAGCGGCAGCAGAAGGAUGACGAUCAUACGAAGGUUUUAUUAUUGUCGGCUUACGGUUUGUCACAUUCCUCUGGCUGCUAUGCCGGCGAGUCGCUCAUCAUUUACAGAGUUUUAAAAUUGGUUUGGGAAGUCUCGUUUCAGGCAGCGGCGCGCCGUGUCUUCACGGGCCUUGGCAUCUGCCGAUGAGACCCAGAAGUUCAAAACCGGUCCAUGACUUGCCUGCUUAAAAAAAUGCCCCUGGAAAGCAUCGGUUCCGGAAGGCCGGAUGUUGCCGACGGAAAAAAACGCUGCGGAGGAAUGAACUUCCCGUGUGGCUGCGCUGGAUUAGUUACUCGGUUAAUUAAGCCUGCGGUCCGCAUAUGCAGCCGCGGUUGCAGAGCGAGCGGCACGAGGGCAGCAGCAGCAGCCCUUGCCGUCCGUCCGUAGCUCCGCGCGCUUCUGCUCUUGGCGACCAUAAAUCACAAAUAAAUGGCGUGGGCCUUGGUGACUAGCCACAAUCGGGGGAGCUGACCGUGAGGUCGUGUGUCACCCCCCCUCCCCUCGAUUGCACCACCCCAACCACCCCCCUCCCCCCCCCAUACACCAACGGCAAUAUCGCGGGGAUUGCCCUCCGUCUCCGGAGCGAGUCCGUUAGGUUUGAGCGGAUGACUCGGUAGGGGCGGCGUCGCGCUCCCCUGCGUCGCUCUGCCACGAUGUGUUCGUGCUGAGCGGGUGCAGUCAUCGUGCGGAACGCCCCCCCCACCCCUCACCCUCCCGUGCGCCCACCACCACCACCACCACCGCCGUCCGCCGUGGCGGCGCGGGUUGCCGUUCUACCGUAACCGGUGUUCACCCGCCGACUUCGGCAGCAUCCCAGACUCGGAUAUCGGCUAGACUUUUCAUUCUAGCUGUACACACACGCACGCGCGCGCGCGCUCGCUCGCUCGCACGCUAAGAAUGUUAAUGUAUAAUAAAUGAAUAACCACAUACGUUAGUGGACGCAAAAAACCUCGAUGUCUAGAUGUUCUGAAGAUUCUGUAGGACGGUGAGUUUCGGCUCAAGUGAAUUUGUGUUACAUUUUGUUUCUCAUUUCAGUUUGUGGCUUCCCGUCGUGAAACCGGUGAUUAGCUGCUUCGGCAGCGCUGCUGCGUAGAGGAGGGGGGAGGAGGAGGGGGUGGCUCCUGCCGCCGUAGAGGAGACCCCCAGCAGUGCGUUAGGGGGUGUAGAGCGUGACGCAUAGAGGCCCCCCGCCAACCCACCGCCCCGUGGUUUCCUUCGCAGUGAACUCAUCACGUCGCUCCCACUUCUACCAACGUUUUUGUUGCGGGUCGGAUCUCACGUUGGGAGCUUGCCGAUAUGGCCCUGCCAGUUGCACUCCAAGCGUCGGACAGUUGAGUGUUUAUUCGACAAGUUCUGAAUUUGGUUAAUAUUUAUUUGUUAAUUUUAACGAAGAGAACCCCCCUAAAACCUAACACGAAUCUUUUGCCUAAAUUCAAUCUGCCUUGUUGAUCCAGUCCAGGUUGUGUUUUUGAUGCUGUGGCUGCUGCAGCUGCGGUUGCGGCUGUUACUGCAGCUGCUGCGGCUGCUGCGUGGAUGGCCAGUGGGCCUACCCAAACACUGCCAGGGCUGGCAGCAAAACGUGGGCUGGAUUGAUGCGACCUACACCUGGGCCAAUGCAGAGUAGCAGCCCGAGCUAAAAUCCCAGUCUCGGUCCUUCUUGAGCCCCCCAAGUGCUUUCAGGGCUGCCACUGGCGCGUUGUUCGCCUCGGUGUCCGACGUUUUUCUCUCCACGUGUCGGCAGCUCUGGGAACGGAAUUCGUUUACCCUCACCCCACCACCCCCGGGAGCGCAAACGUGUAGGAUGUUACGGAGCCCGAAGACGCGCCAGGAGAAGGAGGAGAGAGUCGUCCAAGCACGAGCGCGGAGACCGACCGGCUCGUUGGGGCCCAGACAGUGUCCCGCUCGCUCCAGGAGCUUUGUUUUCUAAGAACGUUGUUGUUGUUUUUAUUUAUUUCACGUAUUUGUGCGCGCGACGGCUUUUACUUUUGCCCAGUUGUGUCCAGUUUGUUGACGUCGUCGCGAGCGACGCACACAUGCGUUCCGCGUGUCCCUUAAACUCCACUGCCGGGCUUUAUCGCGACUCUCCUUGCUCCACGUUUUUCGGCCUUGCCCGGGGCGGCCCACGUGUGGCGGUGCCGCCGAGCACGUGGGCAUUGCAAAAACGUGGCAUGGAGUCGCAAAUGCCCAGGACGUGGCUUUUGUGGACAGCCGGUGGCUGAAUUACUGACUUGACCUUGCAUGCUUUCAGGCUUUCAAAACUCACCGCGUAGUAAGAGUUACCGUUGUUUUUUAUUUUUUUUAGUAUUAUUAUUCAGACGAUGCUUGUUGGUUCCAGAGCUCGCCCCCUUUGUUCUUGAAGGUAACGCGAUUGGCAACACCUUUUUAGUUUGUGACACAAACAGGACACGGGGGGGGGGGAAGCUGCGUCGUGACUUCCGUGUACAAGUGCAGUGUUGUGUUUGGAUGUCGGUGUCGCCCGAUGUAGAAUUAAAAACCUCGAGAAAUAAAACAACAAGU
This is a messenger RNA of Lethenteron reissneri (Far Eastern brook lamprey), 6249 nucleotides long. It is a transcript of the gene ZFR, whose product is annotated as zinc finger RNA binding protein. Lineage: Eukaryota; Metazoa; Chordata; Hyperoartia; Petromyzontiformes; Petromyzontidae. Gene Ontology annotation, molecular function: zinc ion binding; single-stranded RNA binding; double-stranded RNA binding. Gene Ontology annotation, cellular component: precatalytic spliceosome. The record is from RefSeq and is a predicted model, not a curated record.